Molecule: messenger RNA, 2399 nt
Organism: Exophiala viscosa
Lineage: Eukaryota; Fungi; Ascomycota; Eurotiomycetes; Chaetothyriales; Herpotrichiellaceae
Exons: 2
Coding region: 273-1901 (542 amino acids)
Biological process (GO): regulation of DNA-templated transcription
Molecular function (GO): zinc ion binding; DNA-binding transcription factor activity, RNA polymerase II-specific
Source: RefSeq, a predicted model, not a curated record
AGGAUAUUGACCCACUAUGGCCCAUGGCUAUCAACGACAUGUUUUUCAUCAGAUCGGAAUUGCAAUCCCUUUCACAUCAAUUAUCAUGAGGCUCAACGAUUCACGUGAGAAAAACGCGUCUGGCAAGCAUCAGGCCUCCCAGCAGACACUUAUCUGCUGCACGCGACAGUAAGGAGGCACCUUCGUCAGACGUGCUUCUUUUCACGCUUCCAUGGGGCUCUGCAUUCGGUGGCUGCCGUAGAACCUCACACCACGCAGUCCAUGAAAAGCCAAUGGCAGUACAUUCUCAAACUCUCAUGCGGCCAAGAAGGGCUGGUCAUGAGAAGUCCAGAAACGGUUGCUUGACCUGCAAGAUUCGAAGAGUGAAAUGCGACGAAACACGACCUUCUUGCCGAAACUGUACUACAACCGGCCGGAAAUGUGAAGGUCCUAUCGCAAAUCAAGUCCAAUUCAUCCAAGGUCCACCACUCAGUCGAGCAAGCACUCCUGUCUUGGUGCCAGAAAUCUCCCCUGUUGAUGCUGCUCACCCCUACUAUGAGAGGCGCGCCUUCGACCACUUCGUCAAGCAUGGCGCGCCAAUAUUCGCAGGUCAUGUCGAUGCAAAUUUCUGGACAGAUCUAGUUCCUCGGCUCGCCCAGUCCAGCGACUUCGUCUGGGAUGCCGUAGUGUCGAUCAGUUGCCUAUUCGAACAUGUUCCAUACGAAAAUUUGGUGACCAGAUAUGACCAGAACUUUCCCUACCAAGUCACCAACAAACAUCAUCAGCAAGCACUGAAAUAUUACAACAGGGCAAUCAACAGCGUCCGCCGGCUGGCUGAUCGUGAUGAAUUGGACGACUCUGUUGCUGUUUUGAGUUGCAUCCUGUUCGCUUCCGUGGAGUUUCAGCAACGCAAUGUAACCACAGGGACGGAGCUGGUCAAAGACUGCUGCCGAAUGUUGAGACAGGGUAUGUCAACGGGGUCCAUCAGCAAGGCUUCCAAGGCGAAUUCCGCCCUUCACGAGGUGGUUGCUCCCUUCAUACUACGAAAGGCGGUGCUCACUGCCACACUUGGAACAUUUCUACCUCCAGACUGGAAUGUUCAUCAUGAGUCAAAGUCGGCGAUGGGGAAGCCGCUUCCCGCAUGCCCGACGCUGAAUGAGGCCAGCAUCCAGCUGUACAAUCUGCUAUACCAGUGCUUCGAGGUGACGAGGGUUGCAGACAUAGUUCCUGAUCUCGGCGAAGACCCAGGCAAGAAUCGCUUUCUGGCGUUACGCACGGUUUUGAUGGGACGGUUGACGCAAUGGAAAUCGUGGUUCAUGUCAGAGCAAUAUCAGGAGGCAAACAAAGAAGCCAGCUGGAUGUGCUCAUACCUUUUGAUGUACUGGGCCGUCUGCUACACCUCUCUCGCCACUUGCGUGUACAUCAACCAGACCGCGUUCGACGAGCACCGCGACCAAUUUGCCGAUAUCGUUCAACAUGCCCAGGUCUACCUCGCCCACCUUGGUGAAUCUCCGACACAAUUACCGCCAUUCCAGACGCAGGCCGGGAUUCUGCCGACUCUUUACUUCUGCGCCUUGAAGUGUCGGGAUCCCAUCCUUCGACGAGAAGCGCUGCGGCUGAUGCGACAAGCUCCCCAGCAAGACACUCUCUGGGCAUUCAUUGCCCCAGAACGCGUAGUCGAGAAAGUCAUCCCACUCGAGGAACGUGGGAUGCACUCGACAGUAAUGGACGAUGUAGUUGGCUUGCCAGAUAAGUCGCCACCAGAGGAUCGUCGAUUUGCACAUGUCAGUGUCCUGAGCAGGAAUGCAGCUGGUGGCGUACAGCGUCUGGCAUUGCAGUUACAUAGGUUCAUUCUCCAAGCCAACGGGAGAAGAAGGUUGGUCACCGAAUAUGCCUGGUUGGAUCAGGAUAUGAGUUCGUAAGAGAAUACAAGCGGUAUGGCAGUCAUUUGCCAUGCAUGAUAUCGAAAAGACAUGUGUCUCGACGACGGUACCUUUCGAGAGAUAGUCCUGCACAAUCCCAUAUAGGAGCGCCAUUGAGUACUAGGUCCCCGAACCAAGCUGAGCCGCAGACAUGAGAGGUUUUGCAUACAAGAAUUGUUUGAAAGUGCAUAACAGAAACUUAUGGGCAGAAGCUAGCCCAUCUUUGACGCUGGUAUGAGUAUAUGAUGGCGGAUAUGCUGGUGGUAGAGAUUGCUCAGGGGUCAAUUUUUAAGCAAGGCUGUGCCAUUUUUAAAGGUUCGAAUAUAUUUUUGUUUACCAUCGAUCGUACCUGCACCCAACUUUUUGGCCCAUCAAUGAAACCGCCGAUGAACCCAACACACUCCUUAUAAGCAGUCAUGGUUUGCAUACGUCGAAAGAAGGCAAAAACCUUUCACGGAGUUCCAAUGUCUAAUUUGAUGAGUUGAUGUACAUGCAGUA